This is a messenger RNA of Choloepus didactylus (southern two-toed sloth), 1175 nucleotides long. It is a transcript of the gene LY6G6F, whose product is annotated as lymphocyte antigen 6 family member G6F. The coding region runs from base 25 to 924 and encodes 299 amino acids. The record is from RefSeq and is a predicted model, not a curated record. NCBI's taxonomy places the organism in Eukaryota, Metazoa, Chordata, Mammalia, Pilosa, Megalonychidae. The transcript is spliced from 6 exons.
AAGAGAACUUGGCUGGCUGUCCCCAUGGUGGACUUAUUCCUCCUCCUUCUGUCCCUAUGCUGGCCCCCUCAGGCUGCUGCAGACAACAUCCAGGCCAUCUAUGUGGCCUUCGGGGAGGCCGUGGAGCUGUCAUGUCCCUCACCGCCCACCCUGCAUGGGGAUGAACUCCUAUCCUGGUUCCACAGUCCUGCAGCAGGCUCUUCUACUACCCUGGUAGCCCAAGUCCAAGUGGCCAGAUCAGCCACAGACCCCAGGAAGCCCGGGCAAGAAUCCAGGCUCAAGCUGCUGGGGAACCACUCUCUCUGGCUGGAGGGGUCCAAGGAGGGAGACGCCGGGCGGUACUGGUGCUCCGUGCUGGGUCAGCACCACAGGUACCAGAACUGGAGGGUGUACGACGUCUCCGUGCUCAGAGGCACCCAGUUAUCAGCGAGGGCUGGAAACGGAUCCUUGUGCUCUGUCCUUCUGUGCUCUGUGGUCCCCGCCAGACGCCUGGACUCUGUGACCUGGAUGGAGGGAAAGGGACUCGUGAGGGGCUGGUUUCAGUCCUUCUGGAGCGAUGGGGCUGCCCUGCUCUUGGUGUGUCCUGGGGAAGGGCUUCCUGAGCCCAGAGGCCGUAGACCAAGAAUCAUCCGCUGCCUCUUGCCUGAGAGCAAAGGGGUCAGCUUUAACCUAGCAGCCUCCAUGGGUGCCUCUCCUGCCCUCUGUACCCCCUCCACGGGCUGGGAUGUGCCCUGGAUUCUGAUGCUGCUGCUCGUGGCAGGCCAGGGAUUCGCCAUCCUGGUGCUUGGCUUCAUGCUCUGGAGACGGAGGGUCCCUGGGGCUCCAUGCAAAGAUACUUCGAUUCCUCAGUUUAAACCUGAAAUCCAAGUCUAUGAGAACAUUCAUUUGGCCCAUCUGGGCCCACCUGCCCUCAAGAUCAGGUGAUAACAGUGACAUCUGCUGGGAAGUGUGACCUGCUGUCUCCCUGGCCAUCUGGAACGCCGAAACUGGCGAAACCCGCGACCUUGGCGAGGGGGGAGGGGCUGAGGGUGUGACUUCACGGUCCAGCUGGUCUCCAGCAGCUGAGCUUUUGGGGGGAAGGGAGCAUUAUCUGGGGUGUCACCUAAAAAAAGGUGUGGUCUCCUGUCUUGUAGUAGCUAGUGGAGGGAUGGUCUGAGCCAGCACAACAGUCUUGA